AUGUGUUGGAUGCCAUCGAUAUCUGUAUUUGUUAUAUUAACAAUUCAUUCUGUAUAUUUAUAUGAUCCAUUAAAAUCAAAACCAAAUCUUCCAGUUAAAAUUGAUGCAAUUCAACCAUUAGAUAGAACACAUGCAUUAGCAUCAUUAUCACCAUUUGAACGUGAUCUUUAUAUAAAUUAUCAUAAAGGUAUUCAUAUGGAUCAUUAUCGUGUAUCAUUAACAUCACAAUGGUCAUUAGAAAAACGUUAUUCAAAAUCUAAUUGUUGUGAAACAAAAGAUAUUGGAAUGCGUGAUGUUCGAUGUGAUUCACAAUAUAUUUGUUUAUCAAUAAUGCAACAAGAUGAUUUAAAAUGGAGAUUAGAUAUAAUGUCACGUGAUAUGAAACGUAUACGACGUGGUGUUGUUAUGGAUGCUGGAGAAAAUUAA
Messenger RNA from Rotaria socialis, 426 nucleotides. NCBI's taxonomy places the organism in Eukaryota, Metazoa, Rotifera, Eurotatoria, Philodinida, Philodinidae. The record is from the annotation of a GenBank genome assembly.